UGUAAUGCCAAGUUCCUGACUGGUUUUCUGAGGUCUAGGGUGAACUCACAACCAGGGAUUAAACUGGUGCAGUUGCAGAGGAUAGUUAGAGAAGAGUUGAACAUUUAUGUGGGUAUGUCAACAGUGAGGAGGGCUAGGAUUAACAUUUUACAGGAAGCAAUGGGAGACCCUGUAAUUGAAUAUGCCAUGUUGCAGGAUUAUGUAGAUGAAAUUAAUAGGAGUAACCCAGGAAGUACAUGUUUUGUGGAUGUCAAUCACAAUAAUGAUGGGACUAGGACCUUUGUGAGGUUUUAUAUGUGUUUGCAUGCACUUAAGGAAGGGUUUAAGGAAGGCUGUAGGAAGGUGAUUGGAUUGGAUGGCUGCUUUCUAAAGGGCCCUUGUCAGGGACAGCUCCUGGUUGCUGUCUCUAAAGAUGCAAAUAACCAGAUGUUCCCCAUUGCCUGGGCAAUUGUGGACCUGGAGAACACAAGAUCAUGGAGUUGGUUCAUAAAUGUCCUCAAAAAUUAUUUGGAUCUUGGACUUGGUGAUGGACUGGUUCUUGUUUCAGACAUGCAAAAGGGACUUAUUGCUGUUGUGGAUCAGGAGUUGCCUGAAUGUCAGAGGAGGUGGUGUGCUAGACAUAUUUGGGCAGCAUGGCAGAAAAAAUGGAAAGGAGAUGACAGAAGGAAGAAGUUUUGGCAAUGUGCAUACUCCACAUUUGAAGGACAACUCACUGAUCAUUUGAAGGAGUUGGACACUAUGGGAGAGAACAUUGUGCAGGACAUGCUGUCAUACUCAAAGGAGUUGUGGAUUAGAGUUUUUUUUGACACUGACACCAAGUGUGACAUUGUGGAGAACAACAUGUGUGAAACAUUUAAUGGAUGGAUUUUACAAGCUAGGCAUUUAACUGUGAUCACUAUGUUGGAAGAGAUUAGAGUGAAAAUCAUGAAUAGGAUUAGGGUCAUGAGAGAGUUUGCUGAGACAUGGAUUACAGACAUCUCACCAAUGGCUCAGAAGAAGUUAGAUGAGAAUAAAUUAAGAGCUUGUGAUUGCAUGAUAGAGUUCAAUGGUGAUCAAGGGUUUGAGGUGCUGGAUAUGGGAUUUGGACACACUAUUGACCUGGCACAGCAUACAUGUAGCUGCAGGUCAUGGCAACUUAAAGGCAUACCAUGUGCACAUGCCUGUUGUGCCAUGGCCCGCUUGAAGAAGAACCCUGACCACUAUGUCUCUCACUGGUAUUCCAAAGAGACAUACCUGAAGUCAUAUGCCAAGUUCAUCCAACCAGUGAGAGGAAGGAAGCUUUGGCCGCAGUUAAAUUACCCCACAAUCCUACCUCCAGUGAUCGCAAAGAAGCCAGGCAGACCCAAGAAGAAUAGAAGAAAAGACAAGGAUGAACCACAGAAGCCCACUUUUGGCAAGUUAUCAAAGAAAGGGGUGGGGAUGACUUGCACUCUUUGCAAAGGACAAGGACACAACAAGAAGAGCUGCAAUUUAAGAUCAAGAGGGAGUGCACAGGCCAGUGUUAAUGUUGCACCUCCUUCUGGAGCAGUUUCCUCUACUGCACCCCCUAGGACAACUGCACCUGAACUGACUAGGCAAGUUAACUGCACUGCACCUCCUAGGAUAGUUAUACCUGCACCUUCUAGGAUAGUUACACCUGCACCUCCCCCAGUAGACCAAAUACUAGGAGUACUGCUUCUGCUGCGACAGAAAAUUCAGGUGGUGCAUCAAGUAGUACAGUUAGGGGAAGAGAGAUAUGCUGCUCCAACUCAGGCUUCUAAUGCCAAGAAAAGACUUGUAGGUUUUGGUUUGCAUCAUUUGGAUAAUGGUCUGACAAUUUCAAAUAUUGGAACACCUAGUGCAAGGAUUGUUAAUCCUAAACAGAUUCGCAGAUCUGCAGAUGUCACUGGAGACAUAGAUUUCAAACCUCCUGGCUUAAGGUGGAGUGGUCGAAAUGCAGUGAGUUCGAACAAGCUACAGCAAGACAGGGAUGCUAUUAGAAUGAAUAGGCUUAGGGCAAUUCAGCAAGCCUCCCAAGUUCUACAAGCAAACUUUUUUACUAUUAGUAUCAGGCUUGUUUCCAAGCUUCUUUUGGAUAGUACUAUUAGGCUUCUUUGCAAGCUUCUUUUGAAUUUUUUAUUUGUAAAUAGCACACUGAUAGAGAUUUCAGAUACAAUCUAA
This is a messenger RNA of Mercurialis annua (annual mercury), 2160 nucleotides long. RefSeq lists its product as uncharacterized. The transcript has 8 exons. NCBI's taxonomy places the organism in Eukaryota, Viridiplantae, Streptophyta, Magnoliopsida, Malpighiales, Euphorbiaceae. The record is from RefSeq and is a predicted model, not a curated record. Gene Ontology annotation, molecular function: zinc ion binding. Bases 115 to 2160 code for a protein of 681 amino acids.